GGAGGAAGUCAUUCGGUGCAUUCCCGACGUCCAGCAUGGGUCUACUUCCACUCGUCUUUGCCUUCGUCGCAGUCGCAGCCGAGGCCAGAAGGCCGGGUGUGUUGAGAGUCCAGAAGUGGUUGCCAACUGUAGAACCACAAAACAUGACCCUAGACGAGACGGAGGACGUGCUUGCACUGACAUGUACCGUGGGCUAUACCAACUUCGCCGCCAUCUUCUGGACGAUCUAUGACCGUGACCUGCGCGAUCUGUCUCACAUAGAAGAAACAACUACCAUGCUGGACGACAACCAGACAUACGCAAAGGUUUCCGUCAUCAGGAUCGGAGGAUGGACGGUGCUGCCUAGUCGGGAUAAUGUGUACCCGUUUAAGUGUAACUCGUUCGCCGAUUUCAAGGUGGCAUCGACUACAACGUACAUCCACACAGCCUUGACUGACUACUGUGGUCCGGAGAAGCCAGGCAAAUGCGAAGCCCGAGGUGGUCGAUGCGUGGACAAGCACUGCACCUGCGCUGACGACCGACACCCAUUACGGCUGAAUUCCCUGCACACUGUCUGCUGGCCCGAGGCUAAGCUCGGAUCUCGGUGCUAUUUCAACGAGCAGUGUUCCACCCCGAAGAGCGAAUGUGUCGUGUCCAUGGGCUGGUGCGCCUGUGCGCCCGGUUUCGCCAGAUCGGGGCUUUCGCCAGAACGUUGUGAGCCCCGUCUUGGUGGUGGCUUGCGCUCUCGAUGUUCGCAGCAUGCGGACUGUUCACCGUACAACGCUAUAUGCACGUACAACCACUGCGAGUGUUUGCCCGGAACUAGGGCUCUGACGCACGACGCAGCGUCCUGUGUGAACGUCACAAUGAACCCUGCACCCAGAAUGGCACUCCAAGAAAUGGAACCCUUGCAAAGCGUGGACGAGCCUGAGACGCUCAAGUUCGGACAGGCACAUAAGCACAUCAGAGAUGCUCCUAUAUUCGACCAAUAAACGAAACAUUUUAUCGCCUAA
Molecule: messenger RNA, 992 nt
Organism: Ornithodoros turicata
Lineage: Eukaryota; Metazoa; Arthropoda; Arachnida; Ixodida; Argasidae
Exons: 2
Coding region: 36-971 (311 amino acids)
Source: RefSeq, a predicted model, not a curated record